Molecule: messenger RNA, 747 nt
Organism: Cyclopterus lumpus (lumpfish)
Lineage: Eukaryota; Metazoa; Chordata; Actinopteri; Perciformes; Cyclopteridae
Product: acanthoscurrin-1-like
Exons: 1
Coding region: 1-747 (248 amino acids)
Source: RefSeq, a predicted model, not a curated record
AUGGUAAACUCUGGAGAGCGGGGGACUGGGGGGGACCGGGGGGACCGGGCUGUGGAGAGCGGGGGACCGGGGGGACCGGACUGUGGAGAGCGGGGGACCGGGGGGACCGGACUGUGGAGAGCGGGGGACCGGGGGGACCGGACUGUGGAGAGCGGGGAUCUGGGGGGGACCGGGCUCUGGAGAGCGGGCAUCUGGGGGGGACCGGACUGUGGAGAGCGGGGCACUGGGGGGGACCGGGCUCUGGAGAGCGGGCAUCUGGGGGGGACCGGGCUGUGGAGAGCGGGGAUCUGGGGGGACCGGGCUGUGGAGAGCGGGGCACUGGGGGGGACCGGGCUCUGGAGAGCGGGGAUCUGGGGGGACCGGGCUCUGGAGAGCGGGGCACUGGGGGGGACCGGGCUGUGGAGAGCGGGGAUCUGGGGGGACCGGGCUCUGGAGAGCGGGGCACUGGGGGGGACCGGGCUCUGGAGAGCGGGGAUCUGGGGGGACCGGGCUGUGGAGAGCGGGGAUCUGGGGGGACCGGGCUGUGGAGAGCGGGCAUCUGGGGGGACCGGGCUGUGGAGAGCGGGGCACUGGGGGGACCGGGCUCUGGAGAGCGGGGAUCUGGGGGGACCGGGCUCUGGAGAGCGGGGAUCUGGGGAGACCGGGCUCUGGAAAGCGGGCAUCUGGGGGGACCGGGCUCUGGAGAGCGGGGAUCUGGGGAGACCGGGCUCUGGAGAGCGGGGAUCUGGAGCCGGAAGCGUCACGUAA